AUGAAANAGAACACCGCUUUCAUUAAGCGUCUACGAACCGCCAUCAACGCUGCUGGCCAGGCCGUCUUCCUGCAGGAAAUAUGCACCCUCUCUCUACACAAAUACCUGUCUGAAAUCAUCUCUGCCUGCUUCGAAGGUCUCACCAAACUCAAGACUCCUGGAGAAAUCGCUGCUGGUGUUGAAAUCGUCUCCGCUCUUCACCAACGAUUUGGUCCUGAUGAAUUCACAAAGAUGCUCGGCUGGUUCAUCGGCCGUGGCCUUGCUACACCUGACAGAGCUCAGUUGAAGGCUUUGGCUCAAGACGUACGGGAAAGGGAAGAGAAGGAGCGAAUCUCAAGACAGCGCAUCCUUUUGCGCGUAGCUACUGAGUUGUGGCUGGUCGGUGUCUUGCGUAGUUUGGAAGAUAUUGCUCGCCCUGAAGAAGCCAACAAGUUGAAAGAGUCGGGAAAGCCUGUCGAAACCUUGCCUAAGGCCAGAACAACCCGGUCCGACUCUGCAGACCCGGAACCUUUCCCUCUGGAAGUGCUCAAGGAUAUGCUGGGCCACGAUCGCGAGCAUGUCAAUCUGCCUCUGGUUGUCAUCUUUGUCAAGAGUUUUGCCUGGGAUAUCUUGGCUUCAAAGUCCACACAGGAUGGUCGCAAGACUGUUGCCGAAGAUGGCUCGACCGCCACGACCGGCUCUACAGACGAGGUUGAUGGCGAUGCAAACGGGACUCAAGACCCUCCGCUAUGUGCUCCCGAUAUGCAGCAGCGGUUUAAGAACAUCCUCAGCCGCUACUUCCAGGAUGUCAAGGUACACAUAGUUCGUGACCAGAAACAUCUCAGCGCCCAAGGACGCCGCAACGCCGAAGCAUACGUCAAGUCUGGAGAAGUCUUCGAGGAUCGCCAAACCAACUUUGAGAAAUUGACAAAAUCUCACGAGAAGUUGGUCUCGAACGCUCAGGUCCUGGCAGAUGCACUAGGUGAGGACAUGCCAGAUCUUUCUGAGAAGGAAUCGAACAAUGCUGGUGGUGAUGGAGGUAUUGGCCUGGUCAAGACUGGCGAAUAUCUGCGUGGCCAAGGCGAAGGUGCUGGCAUCUGGGAGGACGAAGAAGAGAGACGCUUCUACGAAAACUUGAUCGAUCUCAAGGACAGAGUACCUGGAAUCUUGCUUGAGGAUGGCAAGAAGAAGAAAUCUGACGGCGAUGAUCAAGUGGGUAAGAGGGUGGACGAGGCAUCCGAGGUCAAGGACAAGUCUGAGGGCGCAGAGCCCAAGGUAGCAGAGGGUGAUGACCAGUCAACUGCUAUUGCCAACAAGACAGUUGGUGCACAGGUUGAUGCCUUGCUUGCUCAGCUAGUCGAUUUGACCAACAAAGACCAAGUCGAUCAAUUCGCGAUCGACUUCUGCUUCUUGAACUCCAAGGCUUCUCGAAACCGCUUGGUGAGAGCUAUCCAGGACAUUCCCAAAGGCAGGACCGAUUUGUUACCUCUAUACUCACGUCUUGUCGCUACUCUCGGCAAGCAUCUUGUUGACGUUCCGCAAGCACUAAUCGCCUACCUCGAUGAGGNNGAGUUCAGAAGUCUGCAACGCCGCAAGUCAAAGGACUUCCUCGGACAAGUCCGUAUGGUCAACAUCAGAUACAUUGCCGAGCUCACCAAAUUUGGCGUUGUUCCUGAGCAUGUCAUCUUUCAUUGUCUGAAGGUCAGCUUGGACGAUUUCUCACGCAUGAACAUUGAGAUCAUCUCAAACCUUCUCGAGAACUGUGGUCGCUACCUUCUCCGCAACCCAGACACUUCACCCAGGAUGGCUUCUUUCUUGGAGACUUUGCAGCGCAAGAAGGGUGCUCAGCAUCUUGGACAGCAAGAGCGCAUGCUUAUCGAGAAUGCUAUGUACUACGUCAACCCACCAGAGCGAGCAGCCAUCCAACAGAAGGAGCGUACUCCUCUGGAGCUAUAUGUGCGUAAACUGAUCUACUUGGACCUGUCGAAGCGCUCUCUUGAGAAAGUCAUCAAGCAAAUUCGAAAGCUACACUGGGAGGAGCCAGAGGUCCCAGAACUACUUCGCAAGAUCUUCACCAAGCCCGGCAAAAUUAAGUAUAGUAAUAUUCAUCUGUUGGCUGUCAUUCUUGGAGCGCUGCACCGCUAUCACCAGAACUUCACUGUCUCUGUGCUUGACGACAUCCUCGAGCAGAUAACAGUUGGACUUGAGACCAACGACUUCAAGCAGAACCAGAAGCGCAUUGCCGAGGUCAAGUAUCUUGGAGAGUUGUACGUCUACCGCAUGGUCGAUUCUGCACUCAUCUUCGAUACGCUAUACCACGUCGUGAACUGCGGUCAUCCAGGUGGCUUCGCUCGCCCUGGCUCCUACAACAUGCUUGACCUGCCGGAUGAUUAUUUCCGCAUCAGACUUGUGGCUAGUCUUCUCGAGACCUGCGGCAUGUACUUUGACAAGGGUGCUGUGAAGAAGAAGCUCGACUUUUUCUUGUCGUUCUUCCAGUACUACAUUCAGACCAAGGAGCCGAUGCCCAUGGAUGUCGAAUUUGUUGUUCAAGACAUGUUCGCUCUACUGCGACCUCAAUGGAAGAUUGCUACAACUUUCGAAGAAGCACAGCAAGUCUUCAGCGAUGCUGUCAAACACAACUACCAGACGACCGGAUCCAACAAGCAGCAAGAAGAACAAGAAGAAGAGGAAGAGGAGGAUGGCCGUGGUAUUGACGACGUCAACAAUGAUGAUGGCGAAGACGACAAAUCCUCUGGAGAUGAAGCCGCAGAGCCCACCGAUGACGAGGGUGCUGCAGAAACUCCAGAGGAAGAUUCUGAAGAGGAAGAAGAGCACAUCAUCGUGACUCGCCCCGAGGAUCAACGUGAUCCUGAGGCAGAUGCUGAGUUUGAUAGAGAGCUGGCCAAGAUGAUGGCAGACAGUGUCGAGUCGCGCAAGUUUGACCGCAAGCCUGUCUUUGACGUCCCCUUGCCGAUGCGUAAGACUGCUACUGCUACGUCAACUCCUAACAGUGAACCAAGUCAGCCCGUUGAAGCUCCUUCAAACACGAUGAAGUUUGCACUUCUCAGCAGAAAAGGAAACAAACCACAGGCAAGACUUCUGAUUCAACUCUCUGUACUUGCGAAGCGCCUGUAUGCUAACUUACAUAGANCUCGCUCUAUUGACCUGCCUUCAGACUCGAACUUCGCGGUUGCCAUGCGUAGCCAGCAAGAGCAAGCUCGUGCAGAGCAGCAACGCAUCAAGAACCUGGUCCUCAACUAUGACCUCCGCGACGAGGACCCUAACGAUGGUGAAUCAUCCUUCCACUAUGUUUUGCAGCCCAACAAGAACCGUACGGUUCUCGUAGGCAAAGGUGCCUUGAACCAACCACUGCUACCUAGGGAUUCCAACAAUCCUGGGGUUGCAAACACAUCCAACACAUCGAGAUCAAGCAGCCAUGGCAAUAUCAACACUGCUCAUGGUAUAAGUCUUCAUACACCUUCUCCCCCUUCCGCGAUCACAUCCUCUUACGUCUGCACUCGCAAUAACAACAACGAGAAUUCAAAGCUCGGAAUCACCACAUCAACCACAGAUGCUAACUCAUCCUCUUCUAAAUCCACAGCAGCACUAGAUGCACAAUCUCCCUACAAUCAACCUCGUAUCGACAAGUCGGGAACUUCACGCAACGUCACAAGAAGCAGAAAGCUGCAGCUCAGUGAUGUCGACUGGUAUGCCAAAACUUCCUCCAACCCCCAAGCACCAUCAUCGCAGAAAGAGAAGCCAGAAACUCAGUUGAGCUUGGAGUCAUACAUUGUCACCAGCAAGAAGCAGAAGAAGACUUUUGAGAAGAAGAACAAAGGUCCUGAUGCCCUUGGCAACUCUUGA
Aureobasidium musti is the source of this 3843-nucleotide messenger RNA. NCBI's taxonomy places the organism in Eukaryota, Fungi, Ascomycota, Dothideomycetes, Dothideales, Saccotheciaceae. The record is from the annotation of a GenBank genome assembly.